This is a messenger RNA of Oryctolagus cuniculus (rabbit), 2506 nucleotides long. It is a transcript of the gene WARS1, whose product is annotated as tryptophanyl-tRNA synthetase 1. Gene Ontology annotation, molecular function: ATP binding; tryptophan-tRNA ligase activity. Gene Ontology annotation, biological process: tryptophanyl-tRNA aminoacylation. Lineage: Eukaryota; Metazoa; Chordata; Mammalia; Lagomorpha; Leporidae. Gene Ontology annotation, cellular component: cytoplasm. The record is from RefSeq and is a predicted model, not a curated record.
CCCGGCCCCCCGCGGGAACAGCCAAUGAGGGCGCAGCCGGGCCGGAAGUUUUCCGGCCGGACGGCGUUUCCACGGACGCCCGGGAGACAACCCGUGGCGGAGCCGGCUGUGCUGACGGGCCCUUCGGGGUCGGGCUUGCCUUGACCCUGGACAGCUCCUCCUCCUCCCUAGCCAGCUGUGAGCGUCAGUGCUGGAAGAUGGCGGACGUGACCAACGGCGAGCGGUGUGCCUCUCCACAGGAGCUGUUCAGCAGCAUCGCGGCGCAGGGCGAGCUCGUGAAGUCCCUCAAAGCUAGAAAGGCCCCGAAGGAGGAAAUUGAUUCUGCAGUAAAGAUGUUGCUGUCGUUAAAAACGAGCUACAAGGAGGCCAUGGGGGAGGACUACAAGGCUGACUGCCCUCCAGGGAACUCGACCCCCGACAGCCACGGUGACCCAGAAGCCGUAGAUGACAAAGAGGAUUUUGUGGACCCGUGGACAGUACGGACGAGCAGUGCGAAAGGCAUUGACUACGACAAGCUCAUCGUUCAGUUCGGAAGCAGUAAAAUCGACAAGGAGCUGGUGAACCGGAUCGAGAGAGCCACCGGCCAGAGACCGCACCGCUUCCUGCGCAGGGGCAUCUUCUUCUCACACAGAGAUAUGAACCAAGUUCUUGAUGCCUACGAGAACAAGAAGCCGUUUUACCUGUACACGGGCAGGGGCCCCUCUUCUGAAGCAAUGCAUGUAGGUCACCUCAUCCCGUUUAUUUUCACAAAGUGGCUGCAGGAUGUGUUUGACGUGCCGCUGGUGGUGCAGAUGUCGGAUGACGAGAAGUACCUGUGGAAGGACCUCACGCUGGAGCAGGUCUAUGGCUACACCCUGGAGAACGCCAAGGACAUCAUCGCCUGUGGCUUCGAUGUCAACAAGACGUUCAUCUUCUCUGACCUUGACUACAUGGGGAUGAGCCCAGGCUUCUACAAGAAUGUGGUGAAGAUUCAGAAGCACGUCACCUUCAACCAAGUGAAAGGCAUCUUCGGCUUCACCGACAGUGACUGCAUCGGGAAGAUCAGUUUUCCUGCCAUCCAGGCUGCGCCUUCCUUCAGCAACUCCUUCCCCCAGAUCUUCCAUGGCCAGGCAGACAUCCAGUGCCUCAUCCCCUGUGCCAUUGACCAGGACCCCUACUUCAGGAUGACCAGGGACGUCGCGCCCAGGAUCGGCUAUCCUAAACCGGCCCUGCUGCACUCGACCUUCUUCCCUGCUCUGCAGGGCGCCCAGACCAAGAUGAGUGCCAGUGACCCCAACUCCUCCAUCUUCCUCACCGACACGGCCAAGCAGAUCAAGACCAAGGUCAACAAGCACGCAUUUUCUGGGGGCAGAGACACCAUCGAGGAGCACCGGCAGUUUGGGGGCAACUGUGACGUGGACGUCUCCUUCAUGUACCUGACCUUCUUCCUGGAGGACGACGACAAGCUGGAGCAGAUCAGAAAGGAUUACAGCAGCGGCGCCAUGCUCACCGGCGAGCUGAAGAAGGAGCUGAUAGACGUCCUGCAGCCGCUGGUCGCCGAGCACCAGGCCCGGCGCAAGGAGGUCACGGACGAGAUGGUGAAGGAGUUCAUGACGCCCCGGCAGCUGUGCUUCCACUAUCAGUAACACGGGGUGGGAGUUACCCAUAACCCAGCCCAGUGGGGUCGCCGCAGCCCGUGGGCUCUGUCGCACGGUACUGCUGGGCCUGGUGUCGUGAGCCCUGUGUGUACCGACCCUGUUUCUUCAUCGUCUGUCUUGGCCAGAACACUGCGGGUGAUUGGGUGCUGGCUAAGGUGGCGUGGUCGCAUAGCAGCGCCUGCUGUGAGUCUCACCCACAAAGCAGCCAGGGUGCCGCGCCUCUGCCUCGGAGGGCUGCCCUGGAAAACAGCCCAGGGUUCCAAAUGUACCCUUAGAAUCUGCUCUUAAAAUCUGCACUCUGUGGACACAUACAUGGAGCCAGAGUGUCGCCUUGUGAAACCUAAGGCUUGACAGGCUGACCUGGGCAGUUUAAUGGGCACCUAGUACACUCCAGCCCUCGCCAGGAAAGAAGCAGUGAGUGGCCCAAAGCUUUGCCCGACGUGGAAGUGACACAGCACCACUUUCGAGCUGUUUGCACGGGGCUGUGGGCAGAGGUGGGCAGGCUCACUGAGCUGGGUCCUGUGGGUGAGACUUGCGGACUGCGCUUCCUAACCCAGACCAUGCAUGUAUCCCCGUUCUCUUCCCCGACUACCAAUGUGGGCUCCACCGAGCCAUCCCAGUGGUGUCCGGUGGCCUGGCCGCGCUGCCUUUGCAGGGCUUCUGCUCUGUCACCCGACCGCAGUGGGCACACAGAGCAGUGCACUGGCCAAGCCGGUGGACGCCGCCCUGGGGGACCCUCCGCGGUUUCUCCGUGUACCGUGUGUGGUCCUGGGAAAACAGAAGCCACAUCUCAGGGAAAGGCUCUGGCUGGAGUCCGCCCUGCCCCUUGUCACUCGCUUGGGUAUAAAUAAACUUUGCUCCCACCCUUG